UCUCUCUCUCUCUCUCUCUCUCUCUCUCUCUCUCUCUCUCUCUCUCUCUCUCUCUCCACUAAUGCGCACGUUAGCUGUCUCCAUUAAUAAUACACACACACACCAUGCAUUUAUAUUCACUUCCCUUUUCAAUUCAAUGCUCUGCUUCACUAGUUAACCUACACCCCCUGUAAACACACACUAAUUACACACACCUAUACACACAUUUUUUGUAUGUAUAUACUGUACUUAUGCUCCUGCUACUACUGCAGCUGCAGCCUAUACACUGAUCAUCUCUUCAAUUCAUUUAUUUAUUAGAUCCACAACUACCUACCUAUACUUACAUUUUUCUGUGUCUAUAUACAGCGUUUACCGCACAAUUUAAAUCUACGAGAUUUGAGAUUGUGAUUGGGAUUGAAGUUGAGAUUUCGGUGAUUAAUUGAAUUGUGGAACGACGUCGUUCUGAGGGAUCGUGAAACGGUUGUUUUUGAUCGGAACGACGUCGUGUUUGGGAGAUGAAUCCGUUGUGCUGCAUUGCGCCGGUUUCGAUUGAUCGGGAUCGGAGUGAUAAUCCGGUAGUGGGGAAGGCGCAAUCGCAAUUAGGAUUCGAGAGGAAUGUGAGGCUAGGGAUGAAUCAGGUUUCGUCGAUUAGUGGUGUGGAGUUUAGUGAGGCGAAUUGCGAGAUUGAGGAGAGUGAGGGGGGGAGGGAGAGUGGGAAGAGUGUGGGAGGGAUUUUGUAUAAGUGGGUGAAUUAUGGCAAGGGGUGGAGGCCUAGGUGGUUUGUGUUGAGUGAGGAUGGAGUGUUGUCGUAUUAUAAAAUUCACGGGCCGGAUAAAAUUUGUGUGAUGGGGAGUCGGAGGGGAGGAAAAGGGGGUGUUAAGGUGAUUGGGGAUGAUUCUUUGAGGUAUGUGAAGAGGAAAGCUAGUGAGAGUUAUAGAAUCGGGAGUGGGUUUGGUGGUCCUGGUGGUGGUGGGAAUAAGCAGUGGAAACCGUUUGGGGAGAUACAUUUGAAGGUUUCUUCAGUGCGUGCUAGUAAGUCUGAUGAUAAAAGGUUGACUAUAUUUACCGGAACCAAAACUCUACAUUUACGUUGUGUAUCUAGAGAGGAUAGAGCUUCAUGGAUUGAAGCUCUUUUGGCUGCUAAAGGUCAGUUUCCUAGACUGCUGACAAGCAGUGAUUUAGCACCUUCUGAAGAUAUUGUUGUUUCUACGGAGAAGCUACGAACAAGAUUAGUGCAGGAAGACAUUGGUGAGGCUGUCAUUAAAGAUUGUGAGUCUAUUAUGCUCAAUGAAGUAUCAGUGCUACAGAAUCAGUUAAAGGAUCUUCAACUUAAGCAUAUUUUGCUGCUUGAUACGCUCAGGCAACUAGAGACCGAAAAAAUUGAGCUGGAGACGACUGUAAUUGAUGAAACCAAGGAACGAGAUUCAUGCUGUGGACAGGGGAACAGAAGAUUUAGUGAUUUUUAUUCAAUCAUGUCAGAGGGCAGUGCCAGUGAUUCUGAUGUAGAUAACGAAAGUCGAUAUGGAGUUGAUGUCGAAACAGAUGAAGAGGAUGGGACCUAUUUUGAUACCAAUGACUUUUUGUCCUCCGAAUCUCUUAGAAGUGCUUCUUAUCGAAGUAGAGAUAGUAGAGGGAAUGGUUGUAUUUCUAUGACAUGUGAAGCAGAGUCUUUCUUUUCUGACCGCUUGAGAGAUGUUGGACCAAUUAAGGCUAUAGAUUAUCCCUACAUAAAAAGAAGGGACAAUUUGCCAGAACCAAAGGAAAAAGAGAAGCCAGUUGGUCUGUGGUCAAUAAUCAAGGAUAAUAUUGGAAAGGACCUGUCUGGAGUUUGCCUCCCUGUUUACUUUAAUGAGCCCCUUUCUUCACUGCAAAAAUGCUUUGAAGAUUUGGAGUACUCUUAUUUGGUUGAUCGGGCGCUGGAAUGGGGAAAGCAGGGUAAUGAGUUGAUGAGAGUUCUUAAUGUUGCUGCGUUUGCUGUAUCUGGUUAUGCUUCAACUGAAGGUCGGCAGUGCAAACCCUUCAAUCCUCUUCUUGGGGAGACCUAUGAGGCUGACUAUCCAGACAAAGGACUACGAUUCUUCUCAGAGAAGGUGAGUCACCACCCAAUGGUUGUUGCUUGUCACUGCGAAGGCAGAAACUGGAGGUUUUGGGCAGAUUCCAACCUCAAAGGCAAGUUUUGGGGGCGUUCUAUUCAACUAGAUCCUGUAGGAGUGCUUACCCUACAGUUUGAUGAUGGUGAAACUUUUGAAUGGAGCAAGGUCACAACUUCUAUAUACAAUAUCAUACUGGGUAAAAUCUAUUGUGACCACUAUGGCACAAUGCGCAUUAAGGGCAGUGCAAAUUACUCAUGCAAGCUCAAAUUCAAAGAGCAAUCUAUUAUUGACAGAAACCCUCACCAGGUUCAUGGAUUUGUUCAAGAUAAUAGAACUGGGGAAAAGGUUGCGAUGUUGUUUGGGAAGUGGGAUGAGGCAAUGUACUACGUGCUGGGAGAUCCAACCACAAAGCCGAAGGGAUAUGAUCCAAUGACGGAAGCUGUUUUGCUCUGGGAAAGGGACAAAUCUAUUACUAAAACUAGAUAUAAUCUCACACCUUUUGCCAUUUCCUUAAAUGAAGUGACCCCAGGCCUAUUGGAGAAGCUGCCACCAACUGACUCCAGGUUGAGGCCAGAUCAGAGACAUUUAGAAAAUGGGGAAUAUGAGCUUGCAAAUGCAGAAAAGCUCAGACUUGAACAAUUACAAAGACAGGCAAGGAAGUUGCAAGAAAGAGGUUGGCAACCGAGAUGGUUCCGAAAGGAUGAAGAGGGUUGUUAUCGUUAUGUUGGGGGAUACUGGGAAGAGAGGGAAAAAGCCAACUGGGAAGAGAUUCCAGAUAUAUUUGGACAGACUAUUGAUUUACAUCCUUCCACAGUGGAUGAAUGAUUGACUAUUUUGCUUAGUUUCUCUGUCCCGUCGAAUUGUGAAGGCAGAGUCAAAUGUUCCAUGGAAUUGUCCAGAUAUAGAAAAUGAAGUUUCGUGAAAUUUAGUGACUCUGCAAUGUUCCAUCUGUAGAUUUAUCGCUGUGCCGUUCUUGUAGUGAAGUUUCUCAUCUCGCUUGUAAGUUGCAAUUUUAUAGAUUGCUAAUUGGUGAAGGUUAAAGCAGAAAUUUGUUUUGCUUACACAUUUUGCUUCAAUAUCUCCAGAUUCAUGAGAACUGGUUGCAAUUAAUCUAAAGGAGAUGCACAAUUACUACUA
This is a messenger RNA of Daucus carota subsp. sativus, 3209 nucleotides long. Its product is annotated as oxysterol-binding protein-related protein 1D. Gene Ontology annotation, cellular component: intracellular membrane-bounded organelle; membrane; cytosol. Bases 495 to 2897 code for a protein of 800 amino acids. NCBI's taxonomy places the organism in Eukaryota, Viridiplantae, Streptophyta, Magnoliopsida, Apiales, Apiaceae. Gene Ontology annotation, molecular function: sterol binding. The record is from RefSeq and is a predicted model, not a curated record. The transcript is spliced from 8 exons.